AUGGACCCAAGCUCCCCCCACAGCAAGGUCGAUGAGAUCCAAACUGAGGUCGAUAUCGAGGCAGAUGACGUGGAGCGUACGGGACGUUCCACCCGGAUUGCCUUCGAGGAUGGUUCGACCACCGAUGCCGAAGUCAACCGUUCUAUCUAUCGACCUCCCGGGUUCAGGCGCACUCGUUCCCUCAGCCAAGAUACCAUCCGCAGCACUCAUAGCAGCAGUCAGACAGCAGCAGCAGCCAAUGCUGGUUUCCCCAUCGAGUUCCGUACUCUUUCGAUCCAGAUCUCCGAAUCGCAAAAUGCUCCCAAGCAAGUCGUCGAGGAACCGCCCAAGGAGAAACUGCCCAACCAAGACUACUUCGAAACUCUCGACUUUCACUCGAUCCCCUCAGAUAAAGUGUGCCAGGAAUUCAAUGUCGAUCAGCGCACCGGGUUGAGCAGCAGCACAGCCGCCCAGCGUCUCCAACGGGACGGGAAGAAUGUCAUCGCCCACCACCGUGAGAACUACCUCAAGAAGAUCUUCUUCUAUGUCUUUGGUGGAUUCUGUUCCGUCCUGUGGGUGGGAGUCAUCAUCUUCUUCAUCUGCUGGAAACCUCUCAGCAACCCACCGUCUCCUACCAAUCUAGCCAUGGCGGUUCUCAUCCUGAUCGUUAUUGCAUUGCAAGCCAGCUUUUCCGCUUUCCAAGACUGGUCCACGAAACAAGUAAUGAACUCGAUUUUGGACCUUCUUCCCUCGGAAGCCUUGGUGAUGCGUGAUGAGAAGCUAGUUCGUGUCACCGCGACCGACCUUGUGGCUGGCGAUAUUGUGCAGAUCAGUGUGGGAAAUAAGGUACCAGCGGAUAUGCGUCUGCUGCAAAGCUCGGGUGAUGUUCGAUUUGACCGUGCAAUUCUCACUGGCGAGUCUGACGAGAUCGACGGGGCCACAGAUGCCACCGAUGCAAACUUCCUGGAGACUCGCAACAUCGCCAUGAUGGGAACACUGGUGACAAACGGCAAUGCUAUUGGAAUUGUUGUUUUGACUGGAAGCAACUCUGUUAUGGGCCGUAUCGCGAAAAUGACUGCCGGCGUCAAGCAAAAGCCCACCCUGAUCCAGAAGGAGAUUAAUCGGUUUGUUACAAUUAUUGUCAUCCUGACAGUUUUCCUCGCCCUUUUGAUCUUGUUCACUUGGUUGGGAUGGUUGCGCAAGGAUCAUCCAACCUACAUGAGUGUUGUUGCCAUGCUCAACAACGUCAUGGGAUGUGUUGUGGCUUUCAUUCCAGAAGGUGUCCCGGUUGCUGUCGCCUUGACUCUCAUGAUGAUCGCCAAGCGAAUGAAGAAGACCAACAUCCUACCAAAGGGCCUCGCGACAGUCGAGACUCUCGGCUGCGUGAAUGUCAUUUGCUCCGACAAGACCGGUACUCUCACCCAAAAUCGCAUGUUCGUCAAGUCUGUCGGCAUGGUCGAUUGGGAAUACAGUCUGGAUGAUCUAGCCUCUGGCAUGGAGAUCUCCCAUGGUCUUGCCAACAUGAUGCGCGCUUCAGUUCUGUGCAAUGAUGCGACAUACGACCCGACAACCUUGGACCGACCUAUCCACGAUCGCAUUGUCAACGGCAAUGCCACCGAUGCAGCUGUUCUACGUCUUGCAGAUGGCGCUGGCGCCGCAUCCCCGAAGAAUCUGGCAUCAUAUGAUCGUGUGCACCAGAUCCCGUUCAACUCGAAGAACAAGUGGAUGUUGACUAUGCACAAGGAUCCAACAGGCGCAGAAGGGUAUUUGGUCUAUGUUAAGGGUGCUCCAGAUGUACUUUUGCCUCGCUGCAAUUCCUACUGGUCAGCAAUUCACAGCGCUGUCAGACCAAUGGAUGAUGAGGCCCGUCAAAAGUUCUCCGCUUUCCAGGCCAAGUUGUCUCGCCGUGCUGAGCGUGUCAUCGUUCUCUGCCAGCGCCGCUAUGUCCCCAAACAGGAGGUUGGCUCCAAUGAAUUUAGUGAUGAAAUCAUGAACUCUGGGGCACAUGAAUUGACUGUUCUUGCUCAAACCGUCACUGCAUGCCGCCGCGCUGGCAUUCGAUUCUUCAUGGUUACAGGUGACUUUGGUCUUACCGCAGCUGCUAUCGCAAGGGACAUCGGUAUCUAUGACGGCGCUGCUGAGCCAGAUACGAUCGAUGAUAUUCGUGAUCAGGAUUUGGAAGAGAAAACCCCUCGCUCGAGACACAGUCUGCUUCUUGAGGGUACCAGCCUUUCUUCGCUGACUCACGAUGAGUGGGUCACAAUUUGCGGCUACGAUGAGAUUGUCUUUGCUCGUACUAGUCCUGAGCAGAAGCUUCGGAUUGUCUCUGAGCUCCAAGCCAAAGGAAACAUUGUUGCUGUUACCGGCGACGGUGUCAAUGAUGCCCCCGCUCUUCGAUCUGCAGAUGUUGGUGUUGCCAUUGGCUCUGGCAGCGACGUGGCCAUCGAAGCAGCCGAUUUGGUUCUACUGGGUGGAUUUGACUCAAUUGUGGAGGCUAUUCGCCUUGGUCGACUUGUCUUCCAAAACCUGCAAAAGGUUAUCGCCUACCUCCUCCCCGCAGGAAGUUGGUCCGAAAUUUGGCCUGUCCUCAUGAAUGUCUUCUUCGGAGUACCUUCUCCCCUGAGCACAUUCCUGAUGAUCAUUAUCUGUGUCUUCACCGAUCUCUUUGUCUCUCUUUCGGUCAUCAUGGAAAAAGAAGAAUUCGACCUGCUCAGCAUUCCACCUCGUCGUCCCAAAGAAGACCAUCUCAUCAACCUCCGCAUUUAUGGCCAAUCAUAUCUCUUCGUUGGUGUUAUGGAGGCUUUUAGUGCCCACGCCAUGUUCUUCCUCUACAUGUGGAAAGCAGCCGGAAUUCCCUUCUCCGAUCUUGUCUUCUCCUUUGAAAAUUUCACAGACGGUUUCCACGGCUACUCGCAAGACCAAUUGAACAACUUCGUCAAUACUGGCCAGUGUGUCUACUUCGUCACGCUGGUCAUCAUGCAAUGGGGCAACGUCCUCUCAGUCCGCAGCAAGCGCAUGUCUAUCCUCCAAGCCGAUCCCAUCCGCCCCGCCCGCCGCAACCCUUGGCUUCCUCUCGCGAUGCUCAUCUCCCUGAUUAUCGCUAUCUUCGUCACGGAAGUGCCCGGUAUCCAGUCACUCUUCCAAACAGCCUCUGUGCCAAUCCAGUACUGGUUCAUUCCCCUUGGCCUUGCACUUGGCGUUCUUGUUAUGGACGAGUUGCGCAAGUUGUUGGUCCGUCUGUUCCCCAAGGGACCGGUUGCAUGGGCUUCGUGGUAG
Molecule: messenger RNA, 3255 nt
Organism: Penicillium cosmopolitanum
Lineage: Eukaryota; Fungi; Ascomycota; Eurotiomycetes; Eurotiales; Aspergillaceae
Product: cation-translocating P-type ATPase
Exons: 2
Coding region: 1-3255 (1084 amino acids)
Biological process (GO): intracellular sodium ion homeostasis; intracellular potassium ion homeostasis; potassium ion import across plasma membrane
Cellular component (GO): membrane
Molecular function (GO): ATP binding; ATP hydrolysis activity; P-type sodium:potassium-exchanging transporter activity
Source: RefSeq, a predicted model, not a curated record